Molecule: messenger RNA, 1820 nt
Organism: Lycium ferocissimum
Lineage: Eukaryota; Viridiplantae; Streptophyta; Magnoliopsida; Solanales; Solanaceae
Exons: 6
Coding region: 345-1433 (362 amino acids)
Biological process (GO): Golgi vesicle transport
Cellular component (GO): membrane
Source: RefSeq, a predicted model, not a curated record
UCUCUCUCCUGGAAACUCUCCCUAGCCCUGUUUCAGGGCGUGCGCCACAAACAGCUUUAAAUAAGCAUCUGUCUGUUUUUGACGCUUACUUUUUACCUAUAUCUCCUCACCCAACAGUUUCUUUUUUUGUUUUGUUGGUAAAGUAUGCUUGUUACCAACAUAUAUCAUAAUUAAGAAAAAAAAAAAAAAGAGAGAGAGGAUUUAUUGAAUCUGAGUUUGAUCCAAGCUUGUUCAAAUCGAAAAUACACUUGGAUUGAUUCAUUAUUCAAUGAUUUAUUAACCUGGAAAAAUCAUUUUAGGGUAUUUUUGUGCCUUUUAGCGGAAAGUUUCUAUAGUUGGAAGAUAUGGCAUCGCAUUUUGAUAGGUGGGAGAAAGAUCCGUUCUUUUCAGCUGCAGAAGAGGUUCAAGAAUCUGCUGACAGAAUGGAAUCAACUUAUAGGACAUGGAUUCAUGCGUUGAAGGAUACUUCUGGUAGUUGGAAUUGUGAUGCCCUUCGAAGGGACCUUAGAACUACCCUUGGCACUGCUAAAUGGCAGUUGGAGGAAUUUGACCGGGCAGUUAGAUCGAGCUACAAUAGUAACUCUGCUGAUGAUGCAAGAGAUAGACAUCACGAAUUUGUUAUUGCAAUCGACAGUCAGAUUAAGAAAGUUGAGAACUCUCUUAAUGAAUCAGCUGUUUCACAAGGCAAACCACCACUUCCGUGGGUGCGUUUGGACGAGGGAGAAGUCAAUGAACUUGCUGCGUUUCUCUCGGGGCCAUCCACCUCUUCUGCAGGCAUAACCCACGCAAAAGUAGAUGGAGUAGAGCUGCAAAAUCAAUCAGUUCUAGAGUGUUCCGAGAAUCCUACUCAUUCGGAGGAUGGUGUUAGAGGUGAGGCGAAGGACGAGAAGUUUCUGGGCCAUCGGAGAACAGCAAGUGCUAGUGCUGACAUUGGUGCAUGGCAGAUUGCAGUUGGCAAUGAUGUUUCCAUCAAAGAACCCGCAUCACCUCCUCGCAGAAUACCUAGUUACCAGGGUUUGUUGAAUGCCAUGGAAUCUGUUAAGGAGUUAAAAUGGUCCAAGAAUGGUUACAGGAAGUUGAAAUUCAACCAAGAAGCUGACAAUACAUUGCCUCGCACUCAGCCACCAACAAGGAGCAUAAACACAUGCUAUGAGAGGAAUAAGAGUUGCCUUGAUGGUUGUGACGAUUGUUAUGAUAAGCAACUCUAUGGUUGGUAUGGUGCCGUUCAGCGCCAGCUGCAAAGGUCUCAGUAUUACAUGCAAUAUCGUCGACCUGUUCGGAUAGUUUUCUCAGUGUUUCUUCUCAUUUUCCUAAUUGCCCUGAAUAGAUAUUCUGCAAUGGAGGGAUCUACUGAAACAAAUAACCUUUUUCUCCUUACGUCAACUCCUUCCAACCAAAAGAAAGAAAAAGAAGCAAAGACAUGCUUUUUUUAGUGGCAGUCCGUACAAUCUGAGUGAUGAACUUUGUUCCUGUAAUUGAUAAGCUUGAAGCGUCGAAACUGUCAGAGAACGGCCUAGUGCAAUCAGUUUUGGUAUUAUACUUUAUAGAGGAAGGGUGUAAAUUACACGUAAUUUUGUUCAGGAUAUGCGAAGGUGGUGCGCAAUUACCUCAACAUACUUUGUAGCAACACCUUAACCUCUUUCCUGGCUCUGGCUCUUCAGUUAGGGUGCCAUUAGUGGAGACCAAUUUCUGUUGUAUUAUGAUAUUCUGUUGUAUACAGAAAUGAAAGAGAUAUUAGGUCUAUUUGACUUGCUACAUCAUGUAUAUUGUAUUGUCCAUUAAUUCUGUAUGUUUCUAAGAUGUGCUCUACUUUUCCUUUU